GAGAUCUGCAUCAAAGACAGCCGCAAGUUCCACAACCCGCUGCGCUUCACUCUGAGCCGUAUGGAGGCCAAAUGCCAGGACCGUCACCUGCUGAAGCCGUGCCUGAAGGGGCUCCAGCAGGUCACCAGGCUGCUGUACGGCGCCAUGGAUGAGCUGUGGGCGACAUCAGCAGGAACCUGCCCACCGUCUGGGUCCUGCUCUCCAGAGGAUACCAGUCGGGGCGCUACAGCACCCUGUGGGCUCCAGUCUGCGUUCAGCCGCUUACGGCUCCGCAGGAUUACUGAGUUUCUCUGCAGGAGCAGAGCAGGAGAAGCAGGGAUGGGUCUCUGUGGACGGCUGCUGUUGCUGCUGGGGUUCUGCUGGCUGAGUUUGGGUUCAGUUCUGGCUCAGGUCCGACACCCUCUGCCGGUGCUGUGGAUGAUGCCACUGAGCUCCGGGUCGGGCAGGCAGAAUCUGACGGCCGGUGUGGUCCCGGCUGUCCAACUGGCUCUGCAGGAUCUGAAGAAACAACCGCCGCCGCUGGGAGACUACGAGGUCCAGCUGCAGCUGCUGGACUCUCAGUGUGAUCCUGCCAAAGCACUCAAAGCCUUGUUUGACGCCAUGUGGGCGGGGCCAAAGUACCUGUUGCUGAUUGGUGGGGUGUGUCCACCUGUGACAGCGCUCAUCGCUCGCUCCUUACCGGCUCUUCACCUGGUGCAGGUGUCUUUCGCCGCCUCGUCCCCCAGUCUGUCCAACAGGAAGUGGUUCGGGAACCUGUUCAGCACCAUGCCGUCGGACCGAGCUCUGAAUCAGGCCGCUGUGAAGCUGCUGCAGCGCUUCAGGUGGGCCAGAGUCGGUGUCGUCACGCAGGAGGGACCCCGACUCUCCGAGAUGAAGAAGGAUCUGAUCAGACAGCUGCUGAAGGCCGACGUGCAACUUGUGGCCUCAGAAAGUUUCUCUUCAGAUGUCUGCAGCAGCCUGAAGAAGCUGAAGGAUCGAGACGUUCGCAUCAUCAUCACACACUUUGAGGAUGAUUCAGCGUCUGAGGUUUUCUGCUGUGCCUACAGACUGAACCUGUUUGGACCUCGGUACCAGUGGAUCGUGUCUGGAGGAGGAUCAGGCUGGAGGCUCGGCUGGAAGGUCUCCGGCUGCUCGGCCAACAGUCUGCUGACGGCUGCAUACGGAUCCAUCAGGCUGCAGAGCAGACAGCUGAGCAGCACCAACAUAGCCGGAGUCUCUGGACGGACUCCCCAGGAUUACCAGGACACGUACCUGCGACACUUGGACCAGAACUCUGAGCUCAGCCCGCUGCACUCCUUUGCCUACGAUGCUGUUUGGGUCGCAGCCCGAGCUCUGGUUCAGGCCAUGGAGGCACAAAAACAGCGACAGAAGUACAGCCGGAACGUGACGGUUGGCGAGGAGGCGGCGGAGAGGACGCUGGUGGAGGCCCUGAAGAGCUCGCAGUUCCAAGGAGUCACGGGUCCAGUUUCUUUCAGACACGGGGAGAGAAUGACGUUGAUCGAGCUGAUCCAGUUCCAAGGCAGCAGUGGUGUGUUGGUUGGAGAGUUUAACACCAGCAACCAGCAGCUCCGACUGAUCAACCACCUGCUCAGGUUUAAAGGUGGAACACCAGCCAGAGACCAGCCAGAGGUUCGUCGGCAGCAGCGUCAGGUGGACCCUGCAGAUCCAGGCGUUCUGAUUCAUCCGUUCUCAAAGCACUGCAGCAGCACCAACAUGGAGACGUGGAUCAGCGCCGUCUGCACAUACAAAGCUCCUCUGCUGGGUCUCGGCUGUUUCGUUUCCUGGAGCAUCAGGGCUGCAGACGUACCUUUGGUCCGACUCCUGGUUCUGACUGUGUUCGCUGUGACGGUGUUCAGCGUGUCGGGACUGUCGGGGUCGCUGCUGACUUCCCAUGAUCCUACUGUGCAGCUCUUUGUGAGCGGCGUCCUCGUCCUCUGCUGCAACGUCUUCAUCCUGGUUGGACUGUUUGCACCGAAGGUUGUGUCGGUGUGUUUGCGCGGCAGCGAUCUGCAGCUGCCAACGGAGCUGCAGAGUGAAGCUGCAGAGGAUGAAGAUCUGCAGAGCAGGCUAAAGCUGCAGCUGCAGAGUCAGGUUGCACAGCUGGAUGUCCAAAUAGAAACCAUCAUCAUGCAGCUUUGUGAGGAGUCAGAGUUUGAGACGCUUCACCGCCUGACGAAAGAGAAACCAGGUGACCGCCAGCAUCAUGUGACGCAGAAAGGCUGUAAACACAGAUGUGUGAGGUGGACUCAUGAAGCUCAGGUCUGUGCUGGCAUCAGAACCUCUGAGACAGGAGCUUCAGGUGCAGAAGACAUCAACUCACCUGAGCACGUUGGGCGCCGUCUGUCCGUCCAGCUGCCCAUCCUCCAUCACUCCUACCUGCCCAUUAUCGGUGGCGUCAGCAGCUCCAGCAGCUCCAGUCUGUUCGGCAGCCGCGACGCCUUCCUUUACCACCACGACAACUUCCUGUACGCCUGA
This is a messenger RNA of Stegastes partitus (bicolor damselfish), 2475 nucleotides long. Its product is annotated as gamma-aminobutyric acid type B receptor subunit 2-like. Gene Ontology annotation, cellular component: membrane; G protein-coupled receptor heterodimeric complex. Lineage: Eukaryota; Metazoa; Chordata; Actinopteri; Pomacentridae. The transcript has 18 exons. The annotation marks the transcript as partial. The record is from RefSeq and is a predicted model, not a curated record. Gene Ontology annotation, molecular function: G protein-coupled GABA receptor activity. Gene Ontology annotation, biological process: G protein-coupled receptor signaling pathway; gamma-aminobutyric acid signaling pathway.